AUGGCAACCAGAAAAGCAUCACCACGUAACAAAACGAAAUCAAAUACUAACGAGGAGCAAACAGUUGAUGUCAAACGUCGUCGGACUCUAAAAAAAGAAACUCAUAUUGAGUACGACUCCUUAGAAAAAUAUGGAUAUCAUUUUAAAAACGGAAAGCUGGUUACAAUUGAAACUGAUGAACCAUUCGAAUUCAAUUUCUAUUCGGACAAUGACGAAAAUCAAAAGCGAUAUGAAUCUAUUGGUAAAUUAAUUGACGAGGCGAUAUUCAAACUGCUUGAGAGCGAAUGCCAUUUGAAACGAGUUACCGUCCCCGUUGACCCGAAAAAGGAGGAACGCACAAGUUUUGUUUUCGUAAGUGAUGAUUUAGCAACUGCUGAUUAUCUCAUGGUGAUUAUUCAUGGCACAGGAGUUGUACGUGCUGGUCAAUGGUCGCGAAAAUUAAUAAUCAAUGAAGGCUUAGAAAUUGGCACUCAAAUGCCGUAUAUUCAACGCGCACGAACAGCUGGUUAUGCAGUCAUUGUUACUAAUACUAAUUUAAACAGCUUUGAAUCCCCUCGAUUUCUUCGUCGUCCAGCACUACGGCCUAUUCGUGGUAGUGGCACUGCUGAAGAACAUGGUUGUUAUGUAUGGGAACAUUUUAUUCGUUCAAGUCAUGCUAAACAUGUUUGUAUUAUGGCACAUUCAUAUGGAGGUGCAGUAGUACUCAAAAUGGCUUCUCAAUUUCUUAAAGAAUUUGAUCAACGAGUUUUUGCUGUAGCACUUACUGAUUCACCUGUGACAGUCUACGGACGAAAAGUGAACAGAAAGGUUUUGGAAAUGCUAAAAGAGAGAGCGAUUAAUUGGGUUGCUGAUGCAGAAGAUGUAAAUACUGAUUUAGGCGAUAGUGAUUGUUGUGAGUUACGAUCUGCAGGUCAUACAGUACAUGAGUGGACAUCGCAUACAGCAAUUGAUGCGAUCUUCGACUAUUUCACUGAAGAACGUGAACAACUUUAA
This is a messenger RNA of Rotaria socialis, 993 nucleotides long. The record is from the annotation of a GenBank genome assembly. Lineage: Eukaryota; Metazoa; Rotifera; Eurotatoria; Philodinida; Philodinidae.